Galeopterus variegatus (Sunda flying lemur) is the source of this 2352-nucleotide messenger RNA. It is a transcript of the gene RNF43, whose product is annotated as ring finger protein 43. Bases 1 to 2352 code for a protein of 783 amino acids. The transcript is spliced from 9 exons. Gene Ontology annotation, molecular function: ubiquitin protein ligase activity; frizzled binding. Lineage: Eukaryota; Metazoa; Chordata; Mammalia; Dermoptera; Cynocephalidae. The record is from RefSeq and is a predicted model, not a curated record. Gene Ontology annotation, biological process: Wnt receptor catabolic process; ubiquitin-dependent protein catabolic process.
AUGAGUGGUGGCCACCAGCUGCAGCUGGCUGCCCUCUGGCCCUGGCUGCUGAUGGCUACCCUGCAGGCAGGCUUUGGACACACAGGACUGGUGCUGGCAGCAGCGGUGGAGUCUGAAAGAUCAGCAGAGCAGAAAGCUAUUAUCAGAGUGAUCCCUUUGAAAAUGGACCCCACAGGAAAACUGAAUCUCACUCUGGAAGGUGUGUUUGCUGGUGUUGCUGAAAUAACUCCAGCAGAAGGAAAACUAAUGCAGUCCCACCCCCUGUAUCUGUGCAAUGCCAGUGAUGAUGACAAUCUGGAGCCUGGAUUCAUCAGCAUCGUCAAGCUGGAGAGUCCCCGACGGGCCCCACGCCCCUGCCUGUCACUGGCCAGCAAGGCCCGGAUGGCGGGUGAGCGAGGAGCCAGUGCUGUCCUCUUUGACAUCACUGAGGAUCGAGCUGCUGCUGAGCAGCUGCAGCAGCCCCUGGGACUGACUUGGCCAGUGGUGUUGAUCUGGGGUCAUGAUGCCGAGAAGCUGAUGGAGUUCGUGUACAAGAACCGAAAGGCCCAUGUGAGGAUUGAGCUGAAGGAGCCCCCAGCUUGGCCAGAUUAUGAUGUCUGGAUCCUCCUGACGGUGGUGGGCACCAUCUUCGUGGUCAUCCUGGCCUCGGUGCUGCGCAUCCAGUGCCGCCCCCGCCACAGCAGGCCGAAUCCCCUUCAGCAGCGAACAGCCUGGGCCAUCAGCCAGCUGGCCACCAGGAGGUACCGGGCCAGCUGCAGGAGGGCCCGGGCUGAGUGGCCAGACUCAGGGAGCAGCUGCAGCUCAGCCCCCAUGUGUGCCAUCUGCUUGGAGGAGUUCUCCGAGGGGCAGGAGCUACGGGUCAUUUCCUGCCUCCAUGAGUUCCAUCGUACCUGUGUGGACCCCUGGCUGCAUCAACAUCAGACUUGCCCCCUCUGCAUGUUCAACAUCAUAGAGGGAGAUUCAUUUUCCCAGUCCCUGGGACCCUCUCGAUCUUACCAGGAACCAGGCCGGAGACUCCACCUCAUUCGCCAGCAUCCUGGCCAUGCCCACUACCACCUCCCCGCUGCCUACCUGUUGGGCCCUUCCCGGAGUGCAAUGGCUCGGCCCCCACGACCUCGUCCCUUCUUACCAUCCCAGGAGCCAGGCAUGGGCCCUCGGCACCACCACUUCUCCAGAGCUGCACAUCCCCAGGCUCCAGGAGAGCAGCAGCGCCUGGCAGUUGCCCAGCACUCCUAUGCACAGGGCUGGGAGCCAAGCCGCCUCCGAUGCACCUCACAGCACCCUGCCACUUGCCCAGUGCCCCUGCGCUGGGCCAGGCCUCAUGACAGCAGUGGAUCUGGAGAAAGCUACUGCACAGAACGCAGUGGCUACCUGGCAGACGGGCCAGCCAGUGACUCCAGCUCAGGGCCUUGUCAUGGUUCUUCUAGUGACUCAGUAGUCAACUGCACAGACAUCAGCCUGCAGGGCAUUCAUGGCAGCAGCUCUACCUUCCGCAGCUCCCUGAGCAGUGACUUUGACCCUUUGGUAUACUGCAGCCCUGAAGGGGAUCCCCAGGGAGAGGAAACUCACCAUAGCGUGACCUCUCGGCCCCGUUCCUUGGACUCAGUGGUGCCCACAGGGGAAACUAAGGUUUCCAGCCAUGUCCACUACCAUCGCCACCAGCACCAUCACCACAAAAAGCGGUUCCAGUGGCAUGGCAGGAAGUCUGGCCCAGAAACUGGGGUUUCCCAGUCCAGACCUGCUGUUCCUCGGACACAGCCCCAGCCAGAGCCACCUUCUCCUGAUCAGCAAGUCACCAGAUCCAACCCAACAGGCCCUUCAGGGCAGCUCCCCAACCCACAACGGCCCAGGACCCUCAAAGAGCCAGCCCCUGACCCAGUUGAAGCCUCCAGCCCCAGCCCCAGCCCCAGCAAUCUUUUCAACCUGCAGAAAUCCAGCCUCUCUGUCCGACACCCACAGAGGAAACGGAAGGGGGGUCCCUCAGAACCCAUGCCAGCCUCUCGGCCCCAGGACUUGACUGUGCACCCAGCUUGCCAGAUUUUUCCCCAUUACAGCCCCAGCCUGGCAUACCCUUGGUCCUCAGAGGCCCACCCAUUGAUCUUUGAACAUCCGGGCCUGGACAGGAGGCUGCUACCAGAAACCCCAGGCUCCUAUUACUCAAGUUCACAGCCAGUAUGGUUAUGUCUGACUCCACGCCGACCCCUGGGACCACACCCACCUGGGGAGGAGCCUUCUGAAUGGAGUUGUGACACCCCAGAGGGCAGGCCAUGCCCUUACCCACACCGCCAGGUGCUGCCAGCCCAGCCUGGCUCGGAGGAAGAGCUUGAGGAGCUGUGUGAACAAGCUGUGUGA